AUGCGCAGGAUGGAAACGCAAGUGGCAUUCUUCGCCGGUUUAGAACUUAACAUUGUGGAGAAGCCGAGUGAUCCUAACACCAAAGUCAUCAUGAAGAAGGUCAUCACCAACGUGGGUCACGCAUACAAUGCGCAAACCGGGGAAUUCGUGGCUCCCGUGAGCGGAGUUUACUCCCUUACGGUGGCCAUUUCUGCACAAGGAAAAUCCAGAGCUGCCGUCCGCUUAAUGCACAAUGAACAAGUGGUUUUGGAUAUUUGGUCGGAGAGUGCACCGUGGUCUACCGCUACUAACCAAGCUGUACUGCACAUGGAGAAGGGAGAUACGGCAUGGCUAAGCAUCCGAGAGGGUGCACAUUUUCUGCACGGAUAUAUGUACUCCACCUUCUCCGGAUUUCUUCUGUUCGAAUAUGAGUCUCCUACAGAUGACCUUAUGUCGGCCUCCGAAGCGUUUCCUUGA
Molecule: messenger RNA, 456 nt
Organism: Dicrocoelium dendriticum
Lineage: Eukaryota; Metazoa; Platyhelminthes; Trematoda; Plagiorchiida; Dicrocoeliidae
Source: the annotation of a GenBank genome assembly